Molecule: messenger RNA, 2602 nt
Organism: Perognathus longimembris pacificus (Pacific pocket mouse)
Lineage: Eukaryota; Metazoa; Chordata; Mammalia; Rodentia; Heteromyidae
Gene: Gsr
Product: glutathione-disulfide reductase
Exons: 13
Coding region: 1-1545 (514 amino acids)
Biological process (GO): cell redox homeostasis; cellular response to oxidative stress; glutathione metabolic process
Cellular component (GO): cytosol; mitochondrion
Molecular function (GO): NADP binding; glutathione-disulfide reductase (NADPH) activity; flavin adenine dinucleotide binding
Source: RefSeq, a predicted model, not a curated record
AUGGCCCUGCUGCCCCGGGCGCUGAGCGCGAGCCUGCGGUGGGCGUCGCGCGCUCCCACCGGCUCUCCGCUGCUCGCGCCCGCCGGCGCCCCGCAGGCCCGCGCCCGCGCCAUGGAGUACAAGGCGGAGCCGCAGCCCCCGCCGCCGGCCGCCGGCGACGUGGUCUCCUUCGACUACCUGGUGAUCGGCGGCGGCUCGGGCGGGCUGGCCAGCGCGCGGCGGGCGGCCGAGCUGGGGGCCCGCGCCGCGGUCGUGGAGAGCCACAAGCUGGGCGGCACCUGCGUGAAUGUUGGAUGUGUACCCAAAAAGGUAAUGUGGAAUACAGCUGUCCACUCUGAAUUUAUGCAUGAUCACGUUGAUUAUGGAUUUCAAAGCUGUGAAGGAAAAUUCAAUUGGCGCGUUAUAAAGGAAAAACGAGAUGCCUAUGUGAGCCGUCUGAACACCAUCUAUCAGAACAAUUUAACCAAGUCCCACAUCGAAGUCAUCCACGGCCACGCGGCGUUCGCAGACGGUACCCAGCCCACGGUUGAGGUCAACGGGAAAAAAUACACUGCUCCUCACAUCCUGAUCGCCACAGGAGGCCGGCCCGCGCUUCCCGAUGAGCACCAGAUCCCUGGUGCCAGCCUGGGAAUAACCAGUGAUGGAUUUUUUCAGCUAGAAGAACUGCCUAGCCGCACUGUCAUCGUGGGUGCCGGCUACAUUGCUGUGGAGAUAGCUGGCAUCAUGUCUGCGCUGGGCUCCAAGACGUCCCUCAUGAUCCGGCACGACAAGGUCCUUAGAAAUUUUGAUUCAAUGAUCAGUUCCAACUGCACAGAUGAGCUGCAGAAUGCCGGCGUGGAGGUCCUGACGUACUCACAGGUCAAGGAAGUUAAAAAGACUUCAGAAGGCUUGGAACUCUGCAUGGUUACUGCAGCUCCUGGUAGAAAACCCGCCUUUACCACAAUUCCACAUGUGGACUGUCUUCUCUGGGCCAUCGGGCGGGACCCAAAUUCCAGGGGCCUGAAUUUAAACAAACUGGGGAUUAAAACUGAUGAGAAAGGUCAUAUCAUCGUAGAUGAAUUCCAGAAUACCAAUGUCAAAGGCGUCUAUGCAGUUGGAGAUGUCUGUGGAAAAGCUCUUCUUACUCCAGUUGCAAUAGCUGCUGGCCGAAAACUUGCCCAUCGACUUUUUGAAUGCAAGUCAGAUUCCAAGUUAAACUAUGACAACAUCCCCACCGUGGUCUUCAGCCACCCUCCCAUCGGGACCGUGGGACUCACAGAAGAUGAGGCCAUUCAUAAAUAUGGAAAAGACAAUGUGAAAAUCUACUCGACCACCUUUACCCCAAUGUACCACGCAGUGACCACAAGGAAAACAAAAUGUGUGAUGAAAAUGGUUUGUGCCAACAAAGAAGAAAAGGUGGUUGGGAUUCAUAUGCAGGGAAUCGGGUGUGAUGAAAUGCUGCAGGGCUUUGCUGUGGCAGUGAAAAUGGGAGCGACCAAGGCCGACUUUGAUAACACGGUGGCCAUUCACCCUACCUCUUCAGAAGAGCUGGUCACACUCCGUUGAGGAUCCAGAGACUUACAUGGCCAGCGCCGGGCCAGUAGACUUCUUUACUUCCUGUUCCGCGUUUAUAUAUUCCUUUAUUUCAAUCAGGAUCUCCUGACAGUGGAAAUUUUUAGUAAAGAAUGGAACUUAUUUAUGUGAUCAGAAAAUUGUUUGGUUAAUCUAGGGUUGAUUUUUAUUUGAUUUAUAUGUCCCAAUAAUUAAUAUUUUAAAGUUGUUUUUUUUUAAUUAGUGGCUCUAUGCUACUUUUCCCCCCUCCCUCUUGUAGUCUUAUCCCAAGUUUACAAUUUAUGAAGUACAAUGAAGUUAACGUGUUUGGAUGAGUGUAGCUUGCAGCUUGUUCAGACAGGUUUCCUGGUCUAGCCAGGCUGGUCUCGGACUCUCAGUCCUCCUGUCUUGGCUUCCUUCAACCCUCCCACUGGGGCUUAAACUCAGAGUCUUGUGCUCAUUUGGCUCAUUCAGCUUGAGCCAUGCCUCCAGGUAUGCUUUCUCGUGAUUAAUUGGAGAUAGAGCGUUGAGGACUUUUAUGCCUCAGCUGAGUUGGACGUUGAUCCUUCAGGUCUCAGCCUCCUUAGCACCCGGGAUUACAGGAGUGAGCCAUUGUUGCCUGUCUAUGUCCUGGUGUCUUGAGUACUGGAAUUACAGUCAGGCACCUACACCCCCCAGCCUAGCCUGCUGGUUUUUCAAGUUGAAAAUGAUUGGAGCUCUUGAUACAUAUUUAUUGCAAGGCACAGACAUAAAUAUUACAACGCACAGUCUUCGUUUUUUGUUGUGUUUUUGAAGCCAGCACUGUGCUCUGCAUAGCAAAGCUGUUUCGAGGAUGUGACCUUUCUCCAGUAGCCCGGUUAUGUUCUUUCUAUUGUUUCCAGUGAUUUUAAUGAUUGUUAUUUUUAAAAAUUGUUUUCAUGUGAUAAAGUACAUCAAAUUUAGGAGACUUAAGGAGGCCAGGUCAAUAAGAGACAACCUGUGAGUCCUGCUUUCAGAAGGGGGUAUACUUGACUGUAUCUGAAGUCUGUUCUUCUGCUAAAGUUCAUAGUUCAAUGAAUACUUUUAAUACUUG